This is a messenger RNA of Paramecium sonneborni, 354 nucleotides long. The record is from the annotation of a GenBank genome assembly. NCBI's taxonomy places the organism in Eukaryota, Ciliophora, Oligohymenophorea, Peniculida, Parameciidae.
AUGUAAAAUCAAGCUGGAUGGAACUUGCUACCAAAUCCAAUUAUUUUCGACAUUAAAGAGAAAACAACUUCUUUUUGCUUAGCUUAAUUACCUGCUUAAGCCCGAAAAGUUAAGCUCUUUAUAGCUCUACAAUCUGGAGAAUGUAAAGGAGAUCACACUGUUACUUGGAGUUUAUUUACAAAGGUAGAUAAAAUUAAAGUUAUGGGACAUCCAUAUCAUCAAGGUGCUUGGAAUACUUCUAGUGACAAUUGCACCUUACGACUUGAUGAUAGUAAAAUAAUUGAAGUAAGUAAAUGUGGCAGUUUUCCUAAGGGAAAUUUUUCAAUUUAAGUAGAAGUAUUAGGAUAUAAAUGA